Molecule: messenger RNA, 2265 nt
Organism: Oryza brachyantha (malo sina)
Lineage: Eukaryota; Viridiplantae; Streptophyta; Magnoliopsida; Poales; Poaceae
Product: achilleol B synthase-like
Exons: 18
Coding region: 1-2265 (754 amino acids)
Biological process (GO): triterpenoid biosynthetic process
Cellular component (GO): lipid droplet
Molecular function (GO): intramolecular transferase activity
Source: RefSeq, a predicted model, not a curated record
AUGUGGAGGCUCAAGGUUGGAGAGGGAAGCACGGCGGCGGGGCUGCGCUCUGUGAACGGCUUCGUGGGCAGGGCAGUGUGGGAGUUUGACCCCGAAGCCGGUACACCGGCGGAGCGUGCCCACGUGGAGAGGCUGCGCCGCGAGUUCACCGAACGCCGCUUCCAGAAGAGGGAGGCGGAGGACCUCCUUAUGAGGUUGCAGUUUGCAAAACAAAACCGCCCUCAGCCGGACCUUCGAGCCUCUAAGCUUGUAGACAGUGAUGAGGUCACAGAAGAGACUAUAUUGGCAUCAUUGAGGCGAGCGCUUGCUCAACAUUCUUCUCUGCAAGCACAUGAUGGACACUGGCCUUGUGAUUUCAGUGGAAUUUCGUUCAAUAUUCCUAUCUUGAUAUUUUCUCUAUAUGUCACUGAAUCACUCAAUGCCGUCCUGUCGUCAGAACAUAGGCGUGAGAUAUGUCGUUAUAUCUACAACCAUCAGAAUGAAGAUGGUGGAUGGAGCUCAUACGUGAUAGGAGAAAGCACCAUGUUUGGAUCGUGCUUAAACUAUGUCACCCUAAGGCUUCUUGGUGAGGACAAGAAAAAUGAUGCAUUGACCAAAGGAGUUGCUUGGAUCACAUCUCACGGGACCGCAGCUGCAAUGCCACAGUGGGGAAAGAUAUGGCUCUCGGUGAUCGGCUUGUAUGAUUGGUCUGGAAAUAAUCCGAUAAUUCCAGAAUUAUGGCUUGUACCACAGUUUCUUCCAAUCCAUCCAGGACGAUUCUGGUGUUUUUGCCGAAUGGUUUAUAUGCCAAUGUCAUAUCUGUAUGGUAAAAAGUUUGUUGGGAAAAUUACGCCAACAAUAUUAGCAAUAAGAGAUGAAAUCUAUACUGCACCAUAUAAGGAGAUUAAUUGGAAAAUGGCUCGCAAUAUGUGUGCUAAGGAGGACCUUCGUUAUCCACGGUCAUUUAUACAAAAUAUUGUUUGGACCUGUCUCAAUAAAGUCGUGGAGCCAGUUUUGAAUGUUUGGCCAGUUAAUAAAUUAAGAGGUGCAGCAUUAGAAACCCUCAUGAAACAUAUUCGUUAUGAAGAUGAAAGCACUAAUUAUAUCAAUUUAUGCCCAAUUAUCAAGGGACUCAAUAUGAUUUGUUGUUGGGUAGAUAAUCCAAAUUCAGAUGCAUUUAAGUUACAUCUGCCAAGGAUAUAUGAUUUUUUAUGGGUUGCGGAAGAUGGCAUGACGGCACAGGUAUAUGAUGGUUCUCAAACCUGGCAAACUUCUUUUAUUGUCCAAGCCUAUUGUUCUACAGACCUUGUUAAUGAGUUUCAUGAGACACUUCGAAAAGCCCAUGAGUUCAUAAAAAAAUCACAGGUUCUUGAAAAUCAUCCUGAGAGUGGAGAUUAUUACCGCCAUAGAUCCAAGGGUUCGUGGACACUUUCAACAGCAGAUAACGGGUGGUCUGUAUCAGACUGUACUGCAGAAGCUCUUAAGGCACUAUUCCUGCUAUCUAAGAUCUCUCCUGAUCUUGUUGGAGAUCCCAUAGAAGGGGAAAGAUUGUACGAUGCAUUGGAUUGCUUGCUAUCUUUUAUGAAUAAAGAUGGCACCUUUUCUACAUACGAAUGUAAGAGAACUACACCUUUGCUUGAGGUUCUAAACCCUUCGGAGAGUUUUCUUAACAUUGUUGUUGACUAUCCAUCUGUCGAAUGCACAUCGUCAGUACUUCAAGCUCUUAUUAUGAUUAGAGAACUUUAUCCAGUGUAUCGCAGUGGAGAAAUAGAAAAAUGUAUUAAAAGUGCUUCCAAAUUUAUUGAGCGGGAACAACGGAAGGAUGGAUCAUGGUUUGGCACUUGGGGUAUAUGCUUCACUUAUGGGACAUUUUUUGCCAUAAAAGGAUUAGUUUCUGCCGGGCGAACAUAUGAAAACAGCUCUUCCAUUAGGAAAGCAUGCAACUUUCUAUUGUCAAACCAGCUAAGUACGGGCGGAUGGGGUGAAAGUUAUCUUUCUAAUGAAACUUGGGUUUACGUGAACGCUAAUCGUCCUCAUGCAGUGAACACAGCUUGGGCAAUGUUGGCUUUGAUAUAUGCUGGGCAAGCUGAACGAGACCUGACACCACUGUAUGAUGCCGCAAAAGAAUUGAUAAAUAUGCAACUGGAAUCUGGCGAGUUUCCCCAACAAGAACAUGUUGGAUGCUUCAACAGUUCCUUCUGCUACAAUUAUGGAAACUACCGCAACUUAUUCCCCAUAUGGGCUCUUGGAGAGUUUCGCCGCCGAUUGGUUGCCAGAAAGAUCUGA